CAACUUACAUUUAUACGGCCUAAAUGUCUAGCUCUCGUUCACUCGAAGACACUUAUGAGGCGCAGAACGACCAGAGACUGGAUGAGUUACACUCGAAGAUUCGGACAUUGCGGGGGGUAACAACGGACAUAUACGAUGAUGCAGAACGGCAGAAUCUUACACUUGAUGAGACUUCGAACUCCUUCACAUCCUUCACAUCUAGUCUCACUGCUUCUGCAAGCCGCAUGACUCGCUCCUUCUCACCUGGGACGCUCACAAUCAUGCGAAUAUCAGCUUAUGUUGUGGGUUUCUUGAUCGGAGUAUGGCUUCUGAGAGGAAUAUUUGGAUGGUGGUUCUCUGGAACGGAAACACCUGCUUAGGCACCACUCAAGUGCCUUGGUGAGCUUGAGGGUCAGCAUGUUCGAGGUUGGGGUGCGCCUCAUGUCUGAAUCAGGUUCUAGACAGAUGCUUCGAAUGCCAAUCUGAGUGGCGAUACCUCUUCACGUUUGAACGGACUAUAAAUCUGUAAUAUUGUUUAUCUUCUCCCCUGAUUUCAUGGAACGUAA
Stereum hirsutum FP-91666 SS1 is the source of this 545-nucleotide messenger RNA. RefSeq lists its product as uncharacterized. Gene Ontology annotation, biological process: intra-Golgi vesicle-mediated transport. The record is from RefSeq and is a predicted model, not a curated record. NCBI's taxonomy places the organism in Eukaryota, Fungi, Basidiomycota, Agaricomycetes, Russulales, Stereaceae. Bases 24 to 359 code for a protein of 111 amino acids. The transcript has 4 exons.